Messenger RNA from Chiloscyllium plagiosum (whitespotted bambooshark), 711 nucleotides. The record is from RefSeq and is a predicted model, not a curated record. NCBI's taxonomy places the organism in Eukaryota, Metazoa, Chordata, Chondrichthyes, Orectolobiformes, Hemiscylliidae.
CUCAUGUUUCUGUAUGAUACUGUUUUCACACUCAGGAUGAAAAUAAGAUGAAACAGAAAACAUUUCAAAUUGCAAUGAUCUGUCAAUUCUGUUGGCAACUGCCACCUACUGAAUACCGGUGCAAAAACACGACCAAAUGCAAGACGGUGCAGUGCCCACGCAAACAUUUUAUUUUCAACUGCACAGCUCUGGAGCACGUGCAUUGUCUUGGAAAUCGUACAUUUCAAAAGAAGAUGUAUUGCAAUUGGACAGGAGGUUACAAGUGGUCAACUGCAUUAGCUCUGAGCAUCACAUUGGGAGGGUUUGGAGCUGACCGCUUCUAUUUGGGCCAAUGGAAAGAAGGUCUUGGCAAACUCUUCAGCUUCGGAGGGCUUGGAAUAUGGACCUUGAUAGAUGUUCUGCUGAUUGGGAUUGGGUAUGUUGGACCUGCAGAUGGCUCUCUCUACAUCUGAACUAUCCAAGAAGCUUCAUUCUAUGAUGGCCCUGAAUUAAUAAGUGACAGCACCAUGUUGAAUUAUGGAACACUAGUUGCUGAUAAGUCGGAAAAUCUGCUGCUGUUGUGUACAAUAUUUGUACAGGAUCAUUUUUGCCUGCCUUUGCUAAGGCGAGGAUUUGCAGACAAUUCAACAAGAAUGCAGUCUGUUGCUUUUGCAGGCUAACAGUGGCUAUAAUGAUGAUCAUUGAAAUGAUUAAUGAAGGAAUCCUUUAGAA